Messenger RNA from Dreissena polymorpha, 2888 nucleotides. RefSeq lists its product as uncharacterized. Bases 1423 to 2811 code for a protein of 462 amino acids. NCBI's taxonomy places the organism in Eukaryota, Metazoa, Mollusca, Bivalvia, Myida, Dreissenidae. The transcript has 8 exons. The record is from RefSeq and is a predicted model, not a curated record.
AAAAGAAACAAGUAGAAAACUAUGUAACUGUCAUGCGAAAACCUGAAUCAAUACCAGGACAUUUUUAAAGUAUUAAAAAAAACCUGCAUACACAUAUGAAAUCUGUCUUUUCAGCUGUUUUUUCAACCCAGCAUAAAUCUUAAAUAACUGCCAUUAACUUUCGGUGUCAGCGUCAAUUUUUAAUGUAGAAGCACUCCCUUAAUGAGAAUGAUACAUACGAGUGACAACAAACUAAUGCCUUACACCUUAUGAUUUUGUAUAAAAGCAAGUGGGAGAAGACUAUUUUACAUGGUUGUCGAUCAUUGCAACAUUUUGUAUUCAAAAAUAUCAAAAUGACAUGAUACUACAAUUCAUGAACACUAUUAAAAUGUCUCAGUAUAUGACAUUUGAGUACACGAUAAUUUGCUGAUUUUUUGUACAUUUUCAUCCCAUUUUCAUCCCAUAACUAAAUAACUUCAUUCAUAUAAAGUAUAACAUAACAAAACAAAGGAUUGCUGUGUCGAAAUUAAAAACAGCUUGAUAAGCAGAAAGCCGCCUUGUCAAAUCAGUGCAAUAUGCCAACAAAAUCAGGCUAUACAACAUAUAUGUGUCACACUUUGAACAAUGUCAUGUGUAAAAGUUCUUUCAAAACACAGCAACCCGGUUGUAAUAAUAAUAGCAUUGUAACGAUACAAGAUGGUACUUUAAGAAGGCUUAUAUUGAAAUAACUUAAAGGCUCAGUUAAAGGUCUUCUUAUUUUAAUUGAUAUGUAGGCCAAAAGACCUGCUAUUUAAUUUAUACCUAUCUUUAAAUUUGAUAAUCGAUCACUGGCUUUAGGUCUUGUACUGGCAAUACCACUCCUUGCACAGGUCAUGGCAGCUGGAGAUGUUGCAAUGCAGCAAAAUAUCGACUGACUACUGAGACUGCUAUGCCUCGUGACUUCAAAUGCAUAAAUCUUUCAAAUAAUUUUCGCAACUGCAACCGUGUGGUACAAUUUUUAGAUAAUCAGUUAGUUAUUAAGGCGGUAAAUCCCCGUUUUGAUAUUACACUUCUGAGUGUACUGUUACCAAGUAGGUACUUAUACUAGUACUUAUGUUACGAAAAUGAUGAUACAGUUAACAUUCAUAUGUGUACAUUUUCGCAUUGCUCGUUCAUGCCGAUGCAGAAAACUUCGAUGCAUAAUGUAUUCAUGAAUAAUUAAAUCAAAGCCAUGUUUUAAAUAUUUUAUGUAAACAUGUUCUAAAGCUAAAACUUAUAGGAAGUUUGAUAGUCGCUAUAAGCAGAUUUGGUUAAUAAUAAAAUAUACUGCAAUUGGUUACAAUCGGUUGGUCUCUAUUUACCCCUAAUGAGUGACAUGUCGAAAAGAAAAGUAAGCAACUGAAUACCUUCCUGUUUCGAUUUGGAAAAAGUGUUUUAACAUUUUAAAGGUUAAAUUAUAAGUUUAUGAUGGGCUCAUACCGUCCAAUAUCUACUGAUGAACAUAAUACGGUCGAAAUUGGCGACGAUCUCAUAAGGACAGAAACACUUUGGACAAAACUGAAAAGAAUGACACUUUGCAUAUGUAUUUCUUGUCGAGUGUGGUGGGUCGAAGGGUUAGAGGAAGAAAUUUCUGAUUUGCGGAAACAUAAUGAUGAUCUUGAAAGGGAAAUGCUAGAUAAGAACGAAACAAUUGAGGACUUGACGAGGCGUUUGGAAAUUGAAAUUCAAGCAAGGAAAGAUGAUGCCUGGCAAUAUACGCAAAAUACCUCCAAAUUAAUGGACGACCUAAUACGAGUUGAAACCGAAAAACAGGAUGCUCUUUCAAGAUUAAGCGCAUUGAUGUCUGUGAAACUGCGUGACAACAAUCCGAACAUCGCCGAUCUCAGUGACCAGUUCAGGCCUACAAAACUGGCGGAGAUGUUCAGUGAAUUGUAUGACAACGAGUGGACAGACGCUUUCACUGUCAUAAACACAGGUCUCUCCGAAAGGCAAACAAUAACGUUCUUGCUGGAUAUUAUAAUGGGAGCUUACGCAUUCUGUAUCAGAGAGUUGGACGGGACUUGGAGCAUUGUGUCACAGUACUACCUGGAUCCUUCUCUACCGAACGAACAAGAGAUACAGAAGCUACUAAAAGACUCGCGAAAAGUCGCUGUUGUGAAAAUGACGGAUCGAAUAUCGCAGAGAUAUCGGGCUCAUAUUCAGUCCAUCUGUGCCGUCCCAAGGCUGCUUGACAUGCUUUCCUCUGAAGCCUUCGGACAAUACGUCACGCAUUGCGUUAAUAUUUGUCUGCUUAUGUGUGCAAACGAUCCACCUGUCGUCAUUACGUAUCAAGCAGAUGCCGUUGAAAGUAUCAAUUCGACACAAAGCGUAGAAAUAUCAGUAAACAAAGAUAAAGCAAUCAACGUAGAUAUCACUAACAAAGACGCGAAACAGAUAGGACGAAAGCAAACAAUGGAAGGCAACGAAAUCGGUGAAGAUGAAAUGACAGGUAAAGAAUUUCAAAACAAUCUUGACGAAUCAUAUAACGAAGAACAAUCACACUGUGUUGAGAACAUGAACCCAGAGAACACGCUGGAUCCUCGCGGCGAGCCUUAUAGGGACGGCCUUGACACAAUUGAGGAAUUAAGAGAAAUUGGGAGAUUUUCGGUUGUGCAUGAACACUUCCAACGACGAUCAUUUGAUAGGAAUGUGUUUAAAGAGUACACGAGACGAGGUGCGUUCAUAGAUUUUGUCGUAUGGCCGGUGAUGUACCUGCACCAGGGAGGUCCCAUGCUGGGAAAGGGUGUGGCGCAGGGGACACGGAAGGCAGUGUACAGUGGGCAGAAACAAUGGACAUGGAAGGAAACGGAAUGAGACUUACGAAUGCGUAUUGCACAACAUGCAUUAACUUUCGUCCUUUCCAAUAUUCAGAAAUAAAUAUUAUCCAUUCA